Apis cerana (Asiatic honeybee) is the source of this 6924-nucleotide messenger RNA. RefSeq names its product Mediator complex subunit 1 (gene MED1). Gene Ontology annotation, molecular function: transcription coregulator activity. NCBI's taxonomy places the organism in Eukaryota, Metazoa, Arthropoda, Insecta, Hymenoptera, Apidae. Gene Ontology annotation, biological process: regulation of transcription by RNA polymerase II. Gene Ontology annotation, cellular component: mediator complex. The record is from RefSeq and is a predicted model, not a curated record.
GAGUAUAAUUUAUAGAAACGUAUUUCAUAUUUUACAUAAGCUCUAUAAAUUUUUUAUGUAUAUAUAUAUUAUAUACAUAUUAAAUUAAAUAAUAAAUUAUAAUUUUAAAAAAAUAUAAUUAACUAUUGAUUAUAAAUAAUUGUUUAUUUAACAAAUAUUAAACAUUCUAAUUAAUAUUAAUUUCUGAACUAUAGAGGGUGUAAAAGAGUGUUUUAAUAAAGCAUUAUAAAAUUCCCCUUCUUAAGGGAUACUAUGGAUGAAAACGCCUAUACGUAGAAACGUAUGGCUUCUAAGUAUAGUUAGUAUAUUGUGUAUGAAGGUUAGGAGCAGUUAAGCAACCAAACGUGGGUUAGGUGAAAAUAACAGCUCCUGUCACAAUGUAGUGUAUAAUAAUGUUGUUGUGAUAUUAUAAUAAUAAACGUAUAUCUAUAUACGCAUAUAUACAACAUCCGUGUGAUCCACGACGGAAUACAUGGAUGUUGCGAACGGACAAAAGUCCCUCAGUGGGCAAUCUUCUGCCACUGGAAGUUCAGGAAUGGAUAAAGGAAAAGAAUGGCAGAUGGAAUUGCUUAUGGAAAAAUUACGUUCCAAAGCUUCUACAUAUAAAUCCUUGGUGGAGACUGCCAAAAAUCUACGAAUGGCUAUGUUGGAUAAAAGGUUUGCAAUUGAUAGUGCUGAAAAGAGUCAACUUCAAAAAUGUUUGGAUACUUUGCAACAUUCCAUAAAAGUAACUUCUUUACAAUCCAUGGUGGAACGUUUAGAGAGUUUAACCAGACAAUUAGGCUUAAAGUUUAUGAUGUCUGGUCCACCAGGUACAGAAUUGUUUAUUUCCUCGGAUAUGUUUUUUUUGGAGGUUCUUUUGGAACCAACAGGUGUAGUUAAAGAUGUUAAAAUUCAUCAUGAAGGAAAAAAUGAACAGCAGAGCUGUGAUGUAUUGGUGUCUUGUUUAUCGCGAGGAGAUUUUCUUGAUUUUACAGUACAAUUAGAAGGUUUAGCUUCAAUAUAUCAAUUAAAUGCUGAUAAAAAGGUAAAAUGUAAAGCAUUUAGUGCUUUACAAUCGCUAGAGUCUGACUUGGGUAUUUUAGCACAAUUGCAAACAUUUAUAAAAGAACCAUUUAAUCUCGUUCAUAAAAGUCCAGUUGGAAUUCUUGAACGAAGAAGAGGAGGUCAUGCGAUGAAGUUAACAUAUUUUGUUUCUCCUUUUGAUUUAAUAGAUCAGGAGAAUCGUACCUGUGAUGCAUUGAGUUCAGAAAUAGUUAUCAAACGGAAGAUCGGUCAUUCCGUUACAGUUUGUAUGGAAGGUUCGACUGCUCACAAGUUGCCUACUUCUAGUAUCAUAACUGUAAAUAGAAGUCCUACAGGAAAAAGUACCCCAUCUUAUGCUCCAUUAACUGGUACAAAUUCGUCGGUAUUACCUGCUUGUUUUGUUUUAAAACUCGCUAAAAAAAUGCCGAUGUGCAUGGAACUAGUACGUAGGAUACAGAAAGUAACGGAAUUGGAAUGUGGAGAUAUAUCUGCUCCCCAUCCGUUACUUAGUUUAAUUAUUCAGCAUGCUAGCGAAGGACAACUGGAUUGCCGCAAUAAUAGAGGACUUUAUGUUACUUUACCGGAUCAACAGCAUUGUUAUUUCAUGACGGAGAAUAAAAAUAUGGAGGGUGUGUUAGUUUGUAGCAUUCCUUUCACUCAUCCGGCGCACGUUCCACAAAUCUUGGUAUAUUUGCGUCAGCAAGCGCUUUUUAAUACUUUAAUUGCUAGUUGCGUUAGACCUAUGGCUCGACAAGAUCCAGAACAUGCAACUAUAUUUGAAGUAAACGCUUUAUCGUGGCAACAUAUAUCGGUAAGUUUGGAGCAUCCUUUCGAAGAGACUAUGGCAACAGCGGAGCUGGAUUUGACGGAUAUUUCCGCAUUGAAAUGCAAGUUAUAUGGCAUAAGUAUAACAAAUACAGAACAGACAUCAGAUUUGACUGGAAAAGUAUUACAAAAGUGUUUAAGUAUACCUUUGACAAUGAGAAUUCUUAUGAAAUCAUGGGAGAGUCGCGACUCUUUAAGUACGAUGAACAAUUUAAAUAGUGGAAACGGAAACUAUAAUGUAAAUCUUGGUUCUGGCAAAGAUCAGAAUAGUCAAAAUGGUUCUGGAAUGCCUGAUUUUACUAAUGGAGAAACAAAAAUCAAACAAGAACCAGGUUUGAAUAAUGGAAAUGGAACAAUGGGAAGACAACAGUCAUCGCAACAACAGCAACAGCAACAACAACCACAACAGCAGCCUUUUUUAGAUGCCGGAACGGAGAAUAGUAUCGGUUUUCCGUCUUAUUCCGGCCAAUCCGAUACCACGACUACUGCUAUGUUAAAUCCAUUACAAUUAGGAGCUCUGCUUGGACAGGCAAAAAGCUCUAUGUCUAAUUCAGUGAAUGAGCGCACAAAAAAGACACGUAAAAGAAAAACUGCGGAUGGUAUUUGGCGAAGUCCUAAAAGAAAGGGAGACGAGAGUACUGAAAUAUUAUUGGAGAGUUCUAGUUCCGAUUCGACACCUCUUGGUACACCAACCGGUGGCAGAGAAAAUUUAAAUGAGACCAGAACAUCUACGCCAACCUCAGCUACGAGUUUAACUAGUGGUUUGGAUUUUUCUAAUUUGGAUCCAACCGAUAUUUUGGGAACAGAUAAAAGUUCAGAUUAUGAUAUCGACAACGAGAGUGAGAUAACAGAAGUUCAUGAUUUACAAGAUGUUGAAGAAUUAAUUAAACGUGAUCGCAAAUCGAGGAAAAGAGAGGAGAAAAAGAGCCCAAUUAUAUUUGAAGAAAACAAGAAUUUAGUACCACCAUCAGUAAGUAUAACGCCAAUUUCAAGCAGUAGUUUGGGUCAAACUACGAACUAUAACUCUGUACUUACGGGGAUGGGUUUGGAAAGGAGGCCAGGUAUUGAAAUAAUACCAAUAGCACCACAGACUACUUUACCGAGUUCUAUUACUAUAACACCGAUACCCGCACCAUCGCAGUCGAAAAGUUUGACGGAUGAACGUAGAGAACGAAAAAGUUCAAAGGGAAAGUCGACAGAGGAUAAGGGAAAAUUGGAGAAAAGACGUAAACGCAAAAGAGAGGAUAGUCCUAUGGGACCACCGCCUGACAAAAUACCAUCUAAACAGGAUCCCUUAUCGAAACCAGUAUCGGUGAGCAUUAAACCAACUGAAUCGCCGCCAAAUAUGAGCUCAAGGCCAUCCUCACCAGCAACGACAUUACGAAAAUUUAGUCCAUCUCCGACGCAUACCAGUCCACUCGUUCUCGUAGGUAAGUCCAGUCCUACAUUGAAACAGUCAACAAACAAGCCAGUGCAAAGUCCAAAGCACUCUCCGGUCUAUAGCAGUAGUCCCAAACAUACGCCAGUACCUGCGAGUGUGAGCCCGAAGCAUGGCACUUCGUCGCCGAAGCAUGGAAGUUCGGCAAGCACUGGUAAACCGAGCAUGUCUGCGUUGAAAUCCGCAGCAAAUUCACCUUCCAGUAAAACGGCCGAUUCUGGACAAUCAAAGAUAAAAUCUUCUUCCUCAUCAUCGAGCAAAGACUCCAAUCGAGAGAAGGAGAGAAAGACAUCGUCUUUAGCCUUUGGUGGAUCGAGCGGGCAUCAAAGUCCAAAAACUAAGUCCUCUAGUGGUAAGUUAAAACAACUGGAAUUAAUUCCUAGCGGAGAAACGCAAUCCACAAUGCCGAGCAGCGGUGGUAGCACACCGCCAUCUGGCAAUUCGGAACUCGGCAAGUCUGCAAUCGCUCAACAACAGGCGAGAAACAGAAAGGGUUCGUUAAGCGCUGUGAUUGAUAAAUUGAAGAAUGCUCAGCAUUGCACGGAUGAUGGUAGCAAUGGCGGGGCAAAAUCAACAACUGGAAGUGGUAAUUCGAGUGGUCAGAAAGAGAGAAGUGUUGGAAGUUCCUCGAACAAAACCGCAGAGGGAAAAUGUAUUAAUAAAAAUUCAUCUAUGGAUACUAAAAAUCCUGCAGAAUACAUGGUAAAACAUAGUUCUGAUGGGAUGAAAAUAACGAUUAACAAAACUCGCACAAAAGAUUCGAAAUCUGGUACAAAUCUCAAAUUGUCUUCGUCCUCGGCGUCUGUCGCAACUGGAACAUCUUCGAGUUCAUCGACUUCAUCUACAAAUAUAUCGGGUAAUAGUUCGCCUAAAACGCACACCGGUUUGAAGCCAGGAGUAAGUUCUGGUCCAGCGUCAAAAAAACCUCCGACUCAGACAUCUCCAAAAUUAUCUGGAUCCUCUUCCUCCAGUUCUGGCAGCAGUGGUAACAAAACAACUCUCUUAGGACAAAAGAUGUUAUCUGCUUUGAAAUCUAUCUCAGGUUCGAAUUCCGGAAGUGGUAACGGAACCGGAGGAAUCAAUGUUGGUAGUAGCGGUAGCAGCGGAUUACUUUCUAAAAAUGUCAUGUCCUCCAAAUCCUCGAGUUCUCCGAAGACAACGAGUUCUGGCGUAACGGAUCUCAGUCGAAAUCGCGAUAAAUCUCGAUUGUCGAAGUCCAGUGACAAAAGUAUAUUUCCUUCAAAGGGAAUUGGAGAUAGAAAAUCGAGUCCAUCAGGAUUGCGAGAAGAAAGCGAGAGCGAAAGAGCGUUUAAACUAUUGGCUGCUCACGCUUCCAUGUCGAAUUUAUCAAAUUUACCUAAUUUACCACCACAAUUAGUUGUCGAAGGUCUUAUGAAGCAAUUGGAUACUAAAUUUCAAAUACCCAAAUUGUCCGCUAGAGCUAAUGCAGAUUCUACCGACAAAAAAUCAGAGAAGCUAUCGAUGCUUUCCGAUAGUGGAAAAACAUUGGACAAUCUCGCGUCGAAGCAGACGUCGGAACAAGGAAAAAUGCAAACAUUAUCGAAUACGUCGAGUACAACUUCGAAAUCAUCAUCGGAUGAUCAAUCGAGCCAGGGUAGAAGAGAUCAUGUACAAACGAAGCCUGACAAUCUUUCCAUGACAAGUGCAACCUCGAUAAUUAAUCUUCGUACGGAUAAUACCAGUAAUAUUUUGCUUCCUGCUUUAUCGAGUAGCAGCACACACGAUCUCGACAUCCCUACAAAUCUCUCGAUGCAACCAACUGAGAACGAGUCUCGCGAGAAGGAAUCGUCACUGAAUAGGAGUAACACGCAAUUUCAGAGUAGCAGCUUAAAUUCCACAGGUAUUGGUAAAGAUGAUACUAGUGCCAGUGGUCCUGUAAUGGCCGUUCUACCAAAAGAAUCUGAAGCUCAGUCUACCAAUAAAUCCGUGUAUCCUACGAUGAUGACAACAGGCACCUUAACUAGCGGAAAUGGAACGACGAGUACGAACACUGGUAACGGAGGUACGGAGAGUUUGAAUUUGAGCAUUAAACCAGUGGAUGCCACGAUGACAAAGUACAAAUCCGACGAGAAGAAGCAACAACAACCGCAGCAACAACAACAAUCUCAACCGCCUCAGCAACAACAACAACCUCAACAACAAUCAUCACAGUCUCAGCAACAGUCACAGCAGCAGCAAUCGCAAUCGCAGCAAGUUCCGUCUUCCGGAGGAUCUUCCUCUUCGUCCUCGUUGGGAACAACGGUGUCCUCGGAGAAUUCGUCAAGCGCAAUGAAAGCGACAAGCACAGAGAUACUGGCGUCGACGUCCCAAGAGGCCGCUGAGAUGCUAUUGGAUUUUUCCACGCCGAAAGAUGUGGCCAAGAGUCUGAAUUUCACCAGCAUACCCGAGAGAGCGAUGACCCAGGCAGCCUCAGUGCGCAGGAAUACACCUCCACCUCCACCGCCCGCCUUCCCAGCGAGUCCAUCCGUGAGUGUGCACAUCGUGAAAAGUCCUGCACCCUCGCCGAGGGUUAUCCCGCCCUCGCCUCACUCCGCCUCGCCGUGCAUCACCGACGACGAGCUGAUGGACGAGGCGCUGGUGGGUAUGGGCAAAUGAAGGUUACUGAAACUCUAGAUUUAAAUUUUAGCCGCGACUGGGACAGGGUGUCCUGAAAGGCUGGCUGACUAGCUGCUGUUGAAUUAGCCUGGCCUACGCUCUGCUGUGCUCCACGUUUCUACCGUUGUUUCUCAAACUUUUAUCGUGGUGCACAGCCUGGAAUUGUCCUCGAGUUCACUAAACAUUGGGAGAAGGAAUGAUUUAUAGGAAAUUUAAAAUUAAAUGGUUUAUGGUUUCAUUAUAGUUUCUAUGUGAUUGAUCUCGAUCGAUAAGGAUUUAAAAAAUGGAAAUUUGGUUUUACAUUAAAGCAAAAAUGAAAGGAAGGAGUGAUGGCAGUGAGAUUGCUAGUUUUUUUUACUAAAUUUUUUAUUUUUCAUAUGGAUUUGUACUUAUUUAUAUAAAUAAAUAUUUAUGUAAGUAUUUAUGUAAAUUUAAAGAAUUGUAUUCAAAAUUACUAUAAAGUAACAUCAUUUGAUAUUGAUUAUUAUCGUUAAAAUAAUUAUUUUAACGAUAUAUCAUCUUAAUUUGAAGUUAUAUGAAUCAUUGUAAUUAAUUUAUUUACGACAAAAGAUUAGGGAUUUUCUUGCUUGACUCGUGAAUAAUUUAAAUUGUUCUAUAAUGAUAAAUAUAUAAGAAUACAUAUUUUCUUUGAUGCACUAUUUAAAAAAUAUUUUUAUAAAUAAUUCAUAAUAUAAAAUAUGUAUUUCAAUUAUGAACAAUUGUAUCUAAAACUAGCAAUUUUUUACUGAAAAUUUUCGAAUUUUAAGAAAAUUUGUAUUUUGGAAACAUCUUGCAAGUUUUAUGUAUUCUUUUUGCAUGUUUUAUGUAUGUUGAACAAUUCUUGAGGGGGACACUCUGUAUGUUAUUGAGAUUUUUCACUUCUCCUAAAAUAUCCUGCCGAAUACAAGUGUGGUUUUUGUUCUCGUGGUUUAUGCAAAUCUUCAAUAAAUUCAAUUUUCUUAUGUAUACAUAAGAACAUAUACAUUAAAGAGAAAGAAAUACAAAAAAAAAAAAAGAAA